AUGACAACCGCGCUUUCGGGCAACAUCUCUACCAAGUCCCGGGCUACCCGGAACCUGACUCUCGCACUCGGACCUCGAGUGCGAAGAGACAGUAUAGUUCCUCUUUGGCGAUGCUCCUCCACUGCCACCACCAAUGCCGCUGCUGCGCUUGAAGCGACGCCCACCAACACACCAGUCGUGAAAGGUGCAGAGACACCUCUAUCAGAACUCCCACCUCUGGUUCUCUACAGAUCCCUCCUCAUCAAUGCCGUAUCAUCAAGACCAUGGCUCCUCAUUCCUUCUCUCCACAUUCUUCAAAGACUCUCCCACGCCAGCAACCCAUAUCUCUUCAAUGUCUCUCGCAACCCGCUACUGAAGUCGUUUCUGAAGCACAGUUUCUAUAAACAAUUCUGCGCCGGUGAGACGCCAGCUGAGACACAGGCUACCAUGAAGUCAUUGCAGGAUAUGGGAUUCAAAGGAACAAUUCUCACAUUCGCGAAGGAGACUGUGUUUGAUUGCAAGACGGGCAAGGAGCAAGGUCUUGGAAUUGAGGCUGCGAAGGACAAUGAUUGCCGAUGGUGUGAGAACAUCGCCGCGUGGAGGGAUGGAACAUUGAAGACGGUCGAGCUACUCCGCGAAGGAGAUCAAUUGGCCACCAAACUUACUGGAGCUGGACCUGGCGUCUGUGAAGCCCUCCACAAUGAUGCUCAACUCCCCAAGCAAUUCGUCGACGCUUGCCACGAAAUUGCUCAAGCAGCCAAGGACCGGGGUGCAUACAUCCUCAUUGACGCCGAAUCCCAGCACUACCAAUGGGGCAUCUUCCGUCUUGGCAUGCAGCUCCAAGAAAGGUUCAACACAAACGGCAACGUCGUUCUCUACAACACAUACCAGGCCUACCUCAAGAGCACACAAGACACUCUCAAGAAGCACCUCCAGAUUGCCUCUGACAAGGGGUUCACUCUUGGUGUCAAGGUUGUUCGCGGCGCUUACAUGGCUUCCGACCCUCGCUCUCUCAUCCACGACACAAAGGAGCACACAGACCAAAACUACGACCAAAUCGCCCAAGGCGUACUCCGUCAAGAAUUCCUUGGCUUUGGCGGCUCAAACUCCAAACCCUUCCCCUCCGCUCAACUCCUCCUCGCCAGCCACAACAAGGAGUCUCUAGUCAAAGCGCACGAGACGCACCAACAGCGCACCAAGGCCAAUCUCCCCACAGUCCCCGUCAAGUUUGCUCAACUCCACGGCAUGUCGGAUGAGGUCAGCUUUGGCCUGCUCAAGCUAAAGGACGACAAGGGUGUUGCGCCUGAAGUGUACAAGUGCACUACGUGGGGAACCCUUGGAGAGUGCAUGGCUUAUUUGACCAGACGCGCUAUGGAGAACAGGGAUGCAGCUUCGAGAACGUUAGAUGAGUACACGGCGCUGAAGAAUGAGGCUUGGAGACGGCUUGCUUUUUGGAGAGCCUAA
Fusarium coffeatum is the source of this 1443-nucleotide messenger RNA. RefSeq lists its product as uncharacterized. The record is from RefSeq and is a predicted model, not a curated record. The transcript has 2 exons. Lineage: Eukaryota; Fungi; Ascomycota; Sordariomycetes; Hypocreales; Nectriaceae. Bases 1 to 1443 code for a protein of 480 amino acids. Gene Ontology annotation, molecular function: FAD binding; proline dehydrogenase activity. Gene Ontology annotation, cellular component: mitochondrion.